Effrenium voratum is the source of this 2013-nucleotide messenger RNA. The record is from the annotation of a GenBank genome assembly. Lineage: Eukaryota; Dinophyceae; Suessiales; Symbiodiniaceae.
AUGGAGCACUUGCAGCAUAGCAUCGGCUUCGGCAUGCGGCACCUCUCAGACCGCCAGGAGUUCCUGGAGCAAUACGGGGCAGCAUCCAUGCAGCAGCAUCCGUGUGGCGAGGCCCCAGAGGCGAUGCUGCAAAUGCGGUUGCAGAAGUUGAAGGAGUGCCAGCAGAUCUCCCAGGAGGUCUUGGAACUCAUGCAAGCCAGCGUCAGUCACCUUCUCUGCGUGGCCUGCCGCGGCGCGGCGGAGCCUUCGGAGCCUUCGGAGCCUGCGGAGCCUUCGCUGCUGGUGGAUGCCGAGGUGGCGCUUGCUGAUGAAUGGCGGCGUCUCUCAAUGACGACGCUGAAGGUGUACCAGGAGAUCCGAGCACAUGAUGCAGCGGUUGCUGGGCAGAUGCGACAGGUGGGUGCAGAGGCUUGCAUCAUGGACUUUAUCGAGGCCCAGCGCCGGGGCGUGCCAGCACCUGCAAAGCACAUGGUGGUCAUUCGACCCUGGCACCACCAGGGUGGCCUAGGAGGCUUCCAAGAGACCUGGGAACGAUACAUCGAUGGGCUGCUGGCGCUCUCCACGGAGUUGGCAGAGAGCAUCAUGGCAGAGGUCACUGGCCUCAUGCUGAGCUUCCAGCAUGCCCUGCAGCCGGAAAGCGCAGCCUCUUUGCUGCUUUGUGGUCUUCCAGACGUCAUGCAGUACACGCAGCUGUCGCCGGAACUCAGAGGUCACAGUUGGGAGGAUCGAGGGGCAGCAGCGCAGAUGACACUCCUGGUGGCGAUGCCGAACCCUGGCACCAACUUGCGUUUCGAUUUCGCGAACGACAAAGCGACCUUAAGCAAGGCGGCGCUGCAAGAGCAUGUUGCAGCUCUGAAGCCUCUACUGGAGAAGAUCGUGCAAGGAGCCUCAGCGAAGCUUGUGUUGGUGACCCCGAACCCGGAGCAGGGCUUCGAGCUGCAGCAGUUAUUGCCCCAGGUGCGGUUGCUGUGGCGCCGCUUCGCGCUGUUCAACGCGGAGGAGCUGGCGCUGACGCUCGCGGGACCGCCACCGGCAGAUGGAAUGCGGGUGGUGGCUGCCUUCCAGGUCCGGGCGGGCGGCGAUGCCGCAGGGCUGCAUGCCGCGGCAAGCUUCCUGGCCAACCUGCCCAGCAAGUCCCAGGUCGUGUGGCCGGAGGCCCUGCGCCCAGCGCGCGUUUCCUCUUGGCCCAUGGCCCGAUUGAGCCGGCCGAACGGGGUCGCCUUCCGAGCACCUCACGAGGGGCCGGCGCCGUGUCCGCAGCUGGUGCCCAUUCUCAAGGACUACUUGGAGUUCCACCGCUCCGCCCGUGCGCUUCUCCUGCAGCAAGCUUUGACCGGCUCCCAAGGCCCCUCGCCCCGGGUCUUGAUCUAUCGCUGUUCCGCCAUGGGCUUUUGCGGUGGCCACGGCGAUCGCUUGAACGGCCUGCUCAGCGUCUUCCUGAUGGCUGUAGCUUCGCGCCGGGCCUUCUUCAUUGAUGCCGCACGGCCAGUCCCUAUGCAUCUCUUACUUGCCCCACGGCGUCGUGGCAGCUGUGGUGACAUCUUAGAGGGUGCCGAGUUUCUACUCGACUGGCGCAUGCAUGGGGCUGUUGCCGCCGUGGGACGCAGGAUCAACUACAACGACAGAUACAACGAUUUGGUGGCUGACUUGCCGUGGAUCCUGGGUCAGGAGGCAGAAGAGAUCGUGGUUAUGCACACCAAUCAGCGAGUGACUGCAGCGGUGCUGGAGAGCCGGGAGGCGCAGGCCCUCCUGGGCCCAAUGGCAAAGGAACUGCUGGGUCUGCCCUUCCUGCAUGCGGCGAUGCUGGAGCUACUUUUCGAGCCUUCGGAGCUGUUGGCCAAGCGUCACCAGGAGGCGUGGCCGCGAGGCUGGGCCGACGGCACCUGCUGGCGGUGCACUUCAGGGCAGGGGACCAGUCCCCGGGCAGGAUCCACCCCGGCACGGCCUCUCCGACCUGCAGGGCUUCUUCAGCUGCGCUCAGGCCGUGCAGAAGUCGGCUCGCUGGAAGGAUGA